CGCGGCGCGCGCAGCUGCUCCGCUCUCCCAUCUCCCAGCGCCGGCCUGGGCGCCCGCUUCCAGCCGGCAUGGAUGCUCGCCGCGUGCCGCAAAAGGAUCCUGGAGUAAAGAAGAACUUCAAAAAAUUCAGAUAUGUGAAGCUGAUUUCCAUGGAAACCUCGUCAUCCUCUGAUGACAGUUGUGACAGCUUUGCUUCUGAUAAUUUUGCAAACACGAGGCUGCAGUCGGUCGGGGAAGGCUGUAGGACCCGGAGCCAGUGCAGACACUCUGGACCUCUUAGGGUGGCAAUGAAGUUUCCAGCACGAAACAACAAGGGAGCAGUGAGCAAAAUAGCAGAGCCCCCCCCACCUUCAGAGAAUUCUGUGACAGAUUCCAUUUCCGAUUCAGAAGAUGAAAGCGGCAUGGAUUUUUUGGAGAAAAGGGCUUUGAAUAUAAAGCAAAACAAAGCGAUGCUUGCGAAACUCAUGUCAGAAUUAGAAAGCUUCCCUGGCUCACUCCCUGGAAGACGUUCCGUCCCAGGCCCCAGUUCACAAUCAAGGCGACCCCAAAGGCAGUCAUUCCCGGGCGUUGCUUCCAGGAGAAACCCUGACCGGAGAGCACGUCCUGUUACCAGGUCAAGGUCCCGGAUCCUUGGGUCCCUUAGUGCUUUACCUAUGGAGGAAGAAGAGGAAGAGGAAGAGGAUAAGUACAUGUUGGUGAGAAGGAGGAAGACCAUGGAUGGCUACACGAACGAAGAUGACAUGCCCAGACGUCGUCACUCUAGAUCCAUGACCCUUCCACAUAUAAUUCGCCCAGUGGAGGAGAUUACAGAGGAAGACUUGGAGAAUAUCUGCAGCAACUCUCGAGAGAAGAUAUAUAGCCGUUCACUGGGCUCUACUUGUCAUCAGUGCCGUCAGAAAACUAUUGAUACCAAAACAAACUGCAGAAACCCAGACUGCUGGGGUGUUCGAGGCCAGUUCUGUGGUCCCUGUCUUCGAAACCGAUAUGGUGAAGAGGUCAGGGAUGCUCUGUUGGACGCGAAUUGGCAUUGCCCACCUUGUCGAGGAAUCUGCAACUGCAGUUUCUGCCGGCAGCGAGAUGGACGGUGCGCAACUGGGGUGCUUGUAUAUUUAGCCAAGUACCAUGGCUUUGGGAAUGUACAUGCUUACUUGAAAAGUCUGAAACAGGAAUUUGAAAUGCAAGCAUAGGAUCUGGAAAAUUUGAUGCCUGCCUUCCACUUCUCAGAUCUCCCUUCUUAAAAGUUUUCAGUUUUGUCAUUGAUUGAAACCUCAAUCAAGAAUCUUGAUCAGUCUGUUUCAAAGGAAACUCCAGUCAAGUUAGUCUCAGUAGACACAUGUGUUUCUGGGGCAUCACGGAAGGCAUAUCACUGGUUAUACUUUGCCCUCUUGCAGUUUCUCCUCUCCCGUGAGGUCCCACCUCAUAGCGUUCCCCUCUAUUUCUGAUGGUCCCCUUCUGCGGCUUAGUUUCUGAAUUCCUUUUAAGUGACAAUUUUGUGGAAGUGCGUUUGAUUUAGUGGAUGUUGAAAUAGCUCUAGAAUCCACCCAUCAAACCCAAGCACUUAGAAACACAGUGGUUGAGUGAACUAACUAGAUUUAUUGAAUUU
Molecule: messenger RNA, 1603 nt
Organism: Otolemur garnettii (small-eared galago)
Lineage: Eukaryota; Metazoa; Chordata; Mammalia; Primates; Galagidae
Gene: CDCA7
Product: cell division cycle associated 7
Exons: 9
Coding region: 69-1187 (372 amino acids)
Biological process (GO): regulation of DNA-templated transcription
Cellular component (GO): nucleus
Source: RefSeq, a predicted model, not a curated record